AUGAGUGACAAUGUAGAUGUCGAUUUCGCAAUAUACCACAGUGGUAAAUUCUUAAUUUUGGAUGGAAUCACUUUUUCAUAUGAUGGAGGAGAGACAUUCAACGAUGAGCAUUCAUGUAUCUCGGAUGGCUACAACAAGGUUCUUAAGGGAAUGGUCAUUGCCAAGAUGUUAUUGAAUGACAUUAGAAGAAAUCCUACUAUGAAGCCGAAGGCAAUGCAAGCAGCAAUUGAGGAGAAAUACAACUAG
Thlaspi arvense is the source of this 246-nucleotide messenger RNA. The record is from the annotation of a GenBank genome assembly. Lineage: Eukaryota; Viridiplantae; Streptophyta; Magnoliopsida; Brassicales; Brassicaceae.